Messenger RNA from Neurospora crassa OR74A, 2886 nucleotides. Its product is annotated as alpha-1,2-mannosyltransferase Kre5. Gene Ontology annotation, biological process: protein N-linked glycosylation; cell wall mannoprotein biosynthetic process. The record is from RefSeq and is a predicted model, not a curated record. Bases 828 to 2339 code for a protein of 503 amino acids. Gene Ontology annotation, cellular component: membrane; Golgi apparatus. The transcript has 5 exons. Gene Ontology annotation, molecular function: alpha-1,2-mannosyltransferase activity. NCBI's taxonomy places the organism in Eukaryota, Fungi, Ascomycota, Sordariomycetes, Sordariales, Sordariaceae.
CCGUGUUUUUCCAGGUUGCUGGCGCGACUUUCGCUGUCUCUCGCAACUGACAAAAACUCCGACUGUCCUGUUUGUGUUUCUUGCGUGUUUCUUUCUGUCAUUUUGAUGCCAUUUGAAUACAUACAUUCCAUCGUUUCUGAAAACGGCUGCCUUUAAUAUCAACGACACCUCGACGAUAACGCGGGGAGCUAGUAUCGGGCCCAUCUCCAACGCCCAGCCUUGCCCCCCAGUGUCUCCAGAAAUCAAGUGAGGAGGCCCCAGUCCCUCUCAAGUCUCAACGAACGGGCAGCCCCAGCCUUGGCGGCCCUGGCCCAGACCUCUUGCGGUCGUUGUGGACGCGUCCCCAUCGUCCCAGUGGAGCAAUCUCUCUCCAAUCGACAAACCACCGAAACACCCACUCGCCUGAACGACAAGGGGAAACUAUUCUCUCCCCUGCCACUCGCUUCACUUCUCGCCUUUGAUUGCUUUUUUGCAUCUGCUGCAUGUCGCGAUACAGGUAGAGCAGAGUUUGGAGGAGAACUCUCUUCGUGAUAGAUUUCUUGUUUCUUCUGGAUUAUCAUUUUCGGCUUUCACAGGGUGCUGACGGAAGCCCCUUUUGUAUCACGACUACCCCCCCAAUCGCGAAUCCCACGUCGACGAUAUCGACACCCCCGGCCGACACAUCACGACAUAUCAACGUGGCGUCCGACCGACGACGACAUUUAUACCAAAACACCACCCACCCAUAACUUCUAAUACACAUACACAACCCGACUGCGAGAGCGAUAGCACCACCUCGCCGUCGUCGUUCCCUCUCGGCUCCGGCAGCGCCAUACACCGCCUUCACCAUGGACCUCCUCCGUCAGCUCGGGGGGCUCCUCCCCGGCGGCAGACCGCCCCAGCUUCCCCUCGGCCAGGGCGAAAAGGACAAGCCACGGAGGACACUGGCACAGCGCCUUCAGUAUCUUAGGAGACCCCUCAGGUUACGAGGCAACUCGAGCAUAUCCGUGCCUCUGGGCGUGGUCAUUCUCUUCCCCUGCAUAGUCGUCAUCCUCAUCCUCGUCCUCUUCGUCAGGCACCCAAGCUCCCCCGGCCGCAUCUUGAUGCCCGCCGGUGCCCCGCCCGGCAUCAGGAAAAUCAGCGAAAAGUACGACAAGGUCUUCGUCACCGGCUGCCUUGAGCCCGACACCAGCAAGCCCCGCGCCAAUGGCGCCUUCGUCGUCCUCGCGAGAAACAAGGAGCUGGACGGUGUCAUCCAGUCCAUCAAGUCCAUCGAGCGCCACUUCAACCGCUGGUACCACUACCCCUACGUCUUCCUGAACGAUGGCGACUUUGACGACACCUUCAAGGACACCGUCAAGAACUACACCUCUGCUCCCGUCGAGUUCGGCAAGGUUGGCCCGGACAUGUGGGGAUUCCCCGACUGGGUCGACCCCAAGGUCGCCAAGGAGGGUAUCGCCAAGCAGGGUGAUGCCGCUGUCAUGUACGGUGGCAUGGAAAGUUACCACUCCAUGUGCAGAUUCUACUCUGGCUUCUUCUACAAGCACGAGCUCCUCCAGAAGUACGAGUGGUACUGGCGCUUGGAGCCCGAGAUCAAGUACUUCUGCGACAUCACCUAUGACCCCUUCCUCAAGAUGAUCGAGAACAACAAGACCUACGGCUUCACCAUUGCGGUCAAGGAACUCCGCGAGACCGUCCCCAACAUUUUCCGCUAUGCCUCCGCCUACAAGCGUCUCAACAACAUUACCUCGCAGGGUCUGUGGGAAAUGUUUGUCGAGCCCCAGCCCGAGAAGAAGCCCGAAGCCCCCGAGCCCGGCCUUCCUGAGGAGAUCCUGCGCUCCGACCCCGGCGCUAACAAGCUCCCCGAUAUCGACCCCGAGGCGAUGGAGGGCGAGAAGUACAACAUGUGCCAUUUCUGGUCCAACUUUGAGAUUGCCCGCUUGGAUUUCUUCCGGUCCAAGGCGUACGAGGAUUUCUUCCAGAUGAUGGAUCACAGCGGUGGCUUUUGGAUGGAGCGUUGGGGUGAUGCCCCGAUUCACUCCCUCGCUGCCGGUGCCCUCUUGGGCCCCCGCGACAUCCAUUACUUCCGCGACUUCGGUUACCGCCACACCACCAUUCAGCACUGCCCCGCCAACGCGCCCGCCCGCCAGCUGCCCCGCGAGCCCUACCUCGAGAAGACCACGCUGGACGAAAAGAAGCGCAUCGAGGAGGACAAGUACUGGGAUGAAUACGACACCCCCAAGGAGAACGGCGUUGGAUGCCGCUGCAGGUGCGACACGGACAUUGUCGACGUCGAGGGCAAGGAAGGUUCUUGCUUGGCCGAGUGGGUGGAUGUUGCGGGUGGCUGGGCCAGUCCUUAGAUGGGGUAGUAGUCCUUGAUUUCACGGGGUUACACGAUACCUAGGAGCUCCUGGAGCGGUGCUACGCCAGAAAAUAAUGGCAGCGUUUGAACAGCGAUUGAACAUCGCGCAUCCUCAGCGCAGUCUAUGAAAUCUGCCCGAGAGUGGCAGAUGGUUGCGGGAGAAUGUGUACAUGAUGACGAAAAGAAAAAUGGCACACAUAUGUGCAGAGAAGGGUGGAUUGGAUGGAUGGCUGGAUGGAUGGAAGGAAAUGAGUUUCUUUACAUGUUUUCCACUUGUAUACAGGAUCAUGAAUCGGGGCGGACUGUGGAGGAACAGCAAGCAGGCAGCAGGCGAUUGUCGAUACCAAAUUCUUGCUUGUCUAUAUAUGGUAGACUUUGUUUCACUGUAGGGAGUGGAGGAGAAUGGUUAAUCCAUUUGUUUUUUUCUUGUGUAGUAUGUUACCCUUCUUUUGCGCGUAAAAUGGAAGAAGAGAUUGAUUGUUUAUUGUCAUGGUAGACCACACAUCUUUCCCUGGUCCUUGGCCAACGAUUAUUCGUGCCAUCUC